This is a messenger RNA of Osmerus eperlanus (European smelt), 10633 nucleotides long. RefSeq names its product trinucleotide repeat containing adaptor 6C1 (gene tnrc6c1). The record is from RefSeq and is a predicted model, not a curated record. Gene Ontology annotation, biological process: miRNA-mediated post-transcriptional gene silencing; positive regulation of nuclear-transcribed mRNA poly(A) tail shortening. Gene Ontology annotation, molecular function: protein binding; RNA binding. Lineage: Eukaryota; Metazoa; Chordata; Actinopteri; Osmeriformes; Osmeridae. The transcript has 21 exons. Gene Ontology annotation, cellular component: nucleoplasm; P-body.
CUGAACAGAGGUACUUCCCCUCACCGCCGAAAGAAGCGUCGCGAGCCGCUCUCACCAGUUUCAACAAAAUGGCUGCAAAGGCACCAUCGCCUUCGAAAAUCCACUGACUGUUCAACAGUUCAUGCCACGAGACAAAGCAGAGAGCACAAGCAGAGAACCAUUUGAUGGAAGAAAAGAAAAAGAAAAAGCAAGAAGAAAAGAAAAAGGACGCCGCUCAGAAAAAGGCCACUGAACAGAAAACCAAAGUGCCAGACUCUGCCAAGCCCAGCCCCACCCCUCCUCCUCCCCCCGCCAACCCCAUUGCAGCCCCGUCCGUGCCCUCCACCAGCAGUGGCAAUGGCAAGCGCCCCCCCGGUGGUGCCCAGCCGACACAGCAGCAGACCCCGAGCCAGCCCCCACAGCGCUACCCGGCCAGAGAGGUGCCUCCGCGCUUCCGCCAGCAAGAGCACAAGCAACUGUUGAAGAGGGGCCAGCCCCUGCCCCCCGGCACCCUGCCCCCUGCCCCAGGGCGCCCUGAGGCCACCGCCACCCACUCGCCACCGAACCACUCUGCAGCCAGCCUGCCAACAGAACCGCCCCCACAGAGUGGCUUGGGAGCCCAGUAUGAGAACCCCCACUGGGGACAGCCACCAACCAAUCGGAGUAUCCCUAGCAGCACAGCUUCCACCAAUCACAGCAGCUGGGAUCAACUAAUCAUCGCCGAAAACGACACAGAGGCGUGGCCCUCUAUCUGCCGCAGCGAGAGCCAGAGCCGCCACACCCUUCCAGGAGGAUGCGGGGUGGACACUGACGCAGGUGGACCGGCCAGCAGUAGCAGCAGUAGUUUGAGUAUGGCCACGGGGGCUAACGGCCAGACUGGCCACUUCCCUGCCAACCACCCCAGCAGCAAAGCCAGCUCUGCGCCUGGCCUAGCCAAUCACACCGGGGCCGCCGUGGUAUCCAGCCAGGCCGCAGCCAAUCGUGGCUGGGGAUCCGGGCCCGUGCCCUCCCACUGCUCUCCUCAGUCCUCAGUGGGGGGCGGGGACGGCAAGAGCGACGGGCCAAUGGGAGGAGGCCCGGGCUGGGGCUCCGGCUCCUCGUCUGCCAGCAAUUUUAACUUGAACCUGAACCCGAACGCCAACCCCUCGGCCUGGCCUGUGCUGGGGCAUGAUGGGGGCGGCGCUGGGGGAGGCAGCUCGGGGGGAGCCAACUCCCCUCCUCAACCCCCACCCAGUCUCUGUAACCCGCCCGGCGCCCCAUCCGCCCAGGGAAACACCAACGGCAAUGCUGGAGCCGUGGGCGGCGCCAACAGCAACCUGACGGGAAGCGGCAGCGCCUGGGGCGGCAUUAUGCCCUCCGACCCCAUGGAGCUUCUCUCCUCCCCUUCCACGAAUGUGUCUUUCAGCACCGAACCUCCGAAUCUUAACACUGACGGACCAAAUCACACUAGCAAGCAAGAGCCGCCCAGCCCCAUCCACAGUCUGUCCAGCUGGGGGGGGGGCCACAUGGGCAUGCCCCCGCCCGGAGCUCCCCAGGUCAACGGAGAAGAGGGCAGCUCUGUGUGGGGCAGCAACGAAGACCCCAAGCCUGCCUCUGCCAAGGAGGCCUUGGGCUGGGACUCUGGGUCCGGAUGGGGCAGCGGAGGAGGCAGCGGAGGAGGCUGGGGGACCCAGGCCAGUGGAGAGUGGGGCAAGCGGCCAUCAGGGGAGGCCCCUGGCUGGGAGGCCCCAGGCUCCCCUCCCCAGGACCAGCAGGCGAGCUCCUGGAACCGAGCACCGAGCAACGCUGGUGCCAGUGAGGGCAGCAGCAGUGAUGGUGCCGAUGGGCACUCACGCCAUCGCGACCGCCCCACCAGGGAUGAGCCAGCCCCGCUGCUGCCCACCCCUGACCUGGACCCCCGGGUGCUGUGCAACACAGGCUGGGGCCAGACCCCUGUCCGCCAGCACACCACCUGGGACAUGGAGGAGGCCGCUCGCCUCAAAAGCAAGAAUGACUCGGGGGCCGACUCUUGGGGUUCGGGCCCCAACACCCCCACAGACACCCAAGGGCCUCCCAACCUCGGGCCCCCUCCCAGGGCUGAACGGGGUGGCAAGAGUGAGGGGCCUGGUCCUCAGGGUGCCCAAGGGUGGGGCGGCAGUAUGCCUACCACCAACCCAGCCAACUCUGGCUGGGGAGAGCCCGCCAGCAUCAAGAAGCCCUCCAACAAUGGCCCAGGGGGCUGGGGUAACCCUCCACUAGGGGGCCAUGGUACCAACAUCCCCAAAAGUGGAGUCCAGUCCUGGGGAGAGGAGAAGUCCCCCAGCAGGGACGAACCUCACAGCAAGGCCAGUAAGCCCCAGGGAUGGGGAGACCAGGCCAAGCCAUCCCAAGGAUGGGGCAAUGGUCCUGGAGGUGGUGGUAAUAACAAUGGAGGAGACUGGGGAGAACCUGGAGAUGGGAAGAAGAACACCCCCUCAAACCCACCCUGGGAGGGAGAGGCAGGAGGCUGGAAGGAAAGCUCCCGAGGCUGGGGUAAGCCUGGCCCAGGAGUGGCUGGGGGCUGGGGAGACACAGGGGCCCCGCGCCCCAGUGGCCCUGCCCAAGGAUGGGGGGGCAAGCCCCAGGAGGGGCCCAAUGGCAAUAGUGGAGGAGGGGGGAGCAUGGGCUCAUGGGGGGGCACUGGCUCAGUGAAGCAGGGCGGAGCCUCCAGUUGGGGGGGCGGCGGCGGCGGCAAGCCGGACCCUUCAGGAGGAGGAGAGCCCACCGGCUGGGAGGAGCCUUCCCCACCUUCUAUCCGACGCAAGAUGGAAAUCGACGACGGUACCUCAGCCUGGGGCGACCCUACCGCCUACAACAAGGCAGUCAACCUGUGGGACAAGAACAACCCUGGGACAGCCAAGGGCAAAGCACCCCCUGGUGGAGGAGGAAGCAGCAAGCCCCCAGGGCCUGUCAACAACAUCAACAACCACCCUCACGCUCACCCCUACCACGGUCCACCACCACCCCUGCAGAGCCACGGCCACAACCCUCAGAACCCCGGAAGCAACAGCGGCCCCAUGGACACAGCAGGACCUCACCUGGCUGGACCUCACCUGGCUGGACCUCCACACAGCAGACCUCCCCUCAUGGCUCCAGGCUGGGGAGAGCCACCCGCCUCCCACUCCAAAGCCGAGCCCUCCUGGGGGGAGCCUGCGGGACCCCCGGUCAGCCUGGACAACGGGACGUCAGCCUGGGGCAAGCCCACCGGCAGUCACGGGGGCUGGGGGGACAACGGCCCCGACACCUAUGGCAGGGGCAACCCUCCCCUCGGACCUGCACCCUGCAAACCAGCCCCCAAAUCUAUGCAAGACGGCUGGGGUGGCGGAGGGGAAGAGAUGGGUAUGUCAGGGGGCCAGUGGGACACUGACGACGGGGACAUGUGGAACAGCACCGCCUCCCAGGAGAACAACUCCUGGGGCAACGGACCCAAAAAGGGCCCUCCCAAGGGGAAGGUCCCGAGCAAGCAGGAGGACGCCUGGAUCAUGAGCCGCCUGACCAAGCAGCUGACUGACAUGGGCUUCCCUAGAGAUCCAGCGGAGGAGGCUCUGAAGAGCAACAACAUGAACCUGGACCAGGCCAUGAGCGCCCUGCUGGAGAAGAAGACCGAGCUGGACAAGCGCGGGGGGAUGGGAGGCAUGUCCGACUACAACAACGGCCUCAUCAACAAGCCCAUGGCCUGCCGCCCCCCCCUCCCCUCUUCAGACCGCAGCCCCUUCCUGGACAAGGUAGUUGCCAGCCCCUAAUACACGCACACACACACACAUUCACACACACGCACAAGCCUACCCUCAAACGUUAAACUCACCACAAAAGGCAGAUAAACUGAGACACAGAAAUGGCUGUCGAGACUUUGACGUGUCUUGCGUUGCGGCUGCCCCCAGAUGCAGAGUGGAAUGUUUGGCAGUAGUGGAGCAGCACAAGCCCGGGCCAUGCAGCAGCAGCAGCAGCUGCCGCCUGCUCCCCAGCCAUCAGUGCCACCUCUCAGCUCCUCCCAGCCUAGUCUACGCGCUCAAGUGCCUCAGUUUAUCUCCCCUCAGGUUCAAGCACAGCUCUUACAGUUUGCCGCAAAAAACAUUGGUCUGAAUCCUGCACUUUUGACCUCACCAAUAAACCCUCAACACAUGACUCUUCUGAACCAACUCUACCAGCUGCAACUGGCUUACCAGCGUUUACAAAUUCAGCAGCAGAUGUUGCAGGCCCAGCGCAAUGUUUCCGGCCCCAUCCGACAACAAGAGCAGCAAGUUGCACGUACAAUCAAUAACAUGCAGCAGCAGAUCCAACAGCACCAACGCCAGCUGGCCCAGGCCCUGCUGAUGAAACAGCAGCAGCAGCCCCCCUCCCACUCCGGCCUGCACGCCGGCCACAGCGCCGGCAAAUCGGCCCUGGACUCCUUCCCGGGACACCCCCAGGCUCCGGGCCUACCCGACCUGCAGACCAAAGAGCCGCAGUCUUCUCCCAACUCUUACAGCCCUUACCCUCUCUCUGGACUGAAUCCUAACAUGAAUGUAAACUGCAUGGAGGUGGGGGGUCUGUCCAUGAAAGAGCCCCCCCAGCCCCAGUCCCGCCUAUCCCAGUGGACACACCCCAACUCCAUGGAGAGUCUCUCGGGAAGCUCCUCCCCCCUGGAGUCCAACCUGGGGAAGCACGGUGCCAAUCUUUGCCCCCCAGGCAAGCCCCCCCUGGAUGACUCAUACAGCCCCUACAAUAUGAUGCCCGGCUCGGACUCCCCCACCAGCCCCCUGGUGCCCCCGGACAGCUGGGGCCAGGGCAAGACCUCCAACGACAAGAUGGCCAACGGCACCAACAUCACCUGGCCUCCAGAGUUCUGUCCCGGAGUGCCCUGGAAGGGCCUGCAGAACAUCGACCCGGAGAACGACCCCAACAUGACCCCGGGCAGCGUCCCCAGCGGGCCCACCAUCAACACCAACAUCCAGGACGUCAACCGCUACCUGCUCCGGGACCGCAGUGGAGGCUCCUCCCCCACCUCAUCUCAGAACGAGGCUUUGCCUCCAGCCCCUGAUUGGCCCGUCAGUGCCUACUCUAGCUCAUUCUCUCUGUCGUCCCCGGAGACGGACGACCCAGGUAAACUGUCAGACAUGAAGUCCACCUGGUCCCCAGGCCCCAUCUCCCACACCCAGGCCUCCCUGUCCCACGAGCUGUGGAAGGUGCCCCAGGGGCCCCGCAACACCACGGCCCCCUCCAGGCCCCCGCCGGGCCUCACCAACACCAAGCCCCCCUCCUCCACCUGGGGGGGCAACUCCCUGGGCCUGGCCCAGGGCUGGAGCAGCUCCUACACCUCAGCAGGUACCACAUGGAGUACAGACAGCUCCACCAGGACCAGUAGCUGGCUGGUUCUUAGAAACCUCACUCCACAGAUUGACGGCUCCACCUUGCGGACGCUGUGCAUGCAGCAUGGCCCCCUCAUCACAUUCCACCUCAACCUGACCCAGGGCAACGCCUUGGUGCGCUACAGCUCCAAGGACGAGGCCGCCAAAGCCCAGAAGUCCCUGCACAUGUGUGUGCUGGGGAACACCACCAUCCUGGCUGAAUUUGCUGGGGAGGAGGAAGUGAAUCGCUUCUUUGCACAGGGCCAGUCUCUCGGGGCGACCACCAGCUGGCAGGCAAACCCAGGCACCAAUCAGACGCGGAUGGGCGGGAACGGGCACGGAGCCCAACACCCCAUUGGCCACUGGAACAGCGGCGGCGGCGGCUGCCUCGGAGGAGGCGGCCCCAAGACGGGUGGAGAGCUUCUAUGGGGCGGCGUGCCGCAGUACUCCAGCCUAUGGGGGCCUCCCAGCGGGGAGGAGGGGCGGGUCAUGGGGAGCCCCACCCCCAUCAACACGCUGCUGCCUGGGGAUCUUCUGAGCGGGGAGUCCAUGUAGAGACAUGGAGCCCAGGCCAAACACACACACAGGAGCAAAGACUUUGCAAAUCAUUGUGGUGAUAAUCAGUGUGGGUGGACUAGUGAAGGAGAGGCUGAGGUCAAACUCAGUGUCUACGCUGCUGACCCUCCUCCACUCCUCCUGAAAAACGUCAUUUGUCGUUUUGUUGUAUCUUCUUUUUUUAAUUAGAUUUUUUGUCCUUCGGCGGCAAGAGACUUGGUUACAGUGCUCAACUUUACUUUCGGAGAAGCAGGAGGAGGUCUUUGACUCAACAAAGGAAAGAUAACUUUUUUCUUACAUACUUCAAAAUAAAUUAAAAAAAGAUUAAAAAAUGUAAAAAGAUUUCACGUCAGACGUGUAUCUUAGUCGAAUUGACACACAAACGAGCUGCCAUCCUCAAAACUCUCACUCCUCUCACUAUCUGCCUCCACCCCCGGAGGCAGUCACCGGACACCUCAGAGGAAAGGCAUCAUUCCCAAAGCAAGCCCGUCGGAGGGUUCUAGAACGUCCUUGCGGUCAGGACUUCAUGUUUGUGUUCUCAGCACUAAUACUAGCCUUAACCUCCAGUCACUCCGUACAUACUGAAGAAAAUGUACUGAGAAACUGCACACUCAUUUCUGAGCCAGCGAAUCAGAGGAGGGGGGGGUGUGGACAUGGCUGGGCGGGGGCGGUACCGCUGGCAGCUCAAGCCCCCUGUCGCUAAGCAUGCCCCACCCCCACACCUGCAACUCUUAAAGGGAUUGAUGCAACUCUGUUCUGCCUUGUUCAUUCAAGCCAUUUUGUCAUGCGUUGUAUUUUUGUCAUUGCAAAGUUACGCUGAGAGAACCUUGUUUCUCAAAUGUGUCAAUCUUUUCUGUGGGGGAGGGUGCGUAGGAAAGUUUUAACUAACCACUGCUUUUAUUAAACUGAAACACUUUCUUUUUUUUGGGAUGAACCUCAACGUGUUCUUCAAGGACGACCGGAAGCCCAGCUAAUUUCUCUGACUGUGGAUGACCUCAGUCAUAUGUGGUCCACUGGUGUCUGACAGGAAACCCACACCAUUUCAAGUGACGUGCAAUAUAGGCCACAGACCCCUACCUACCGUCCAUGUAACCAAGGCCGGUAAAACUACAGGUUCCUAUCGCUCUCUCUGCCCAUCCUAUCCUUUCAGAGAGAAGCGACGGCGUGGAACGACAUACUUCAAGAACUGGAUAUCUGGUCACACUCCUGGACCCCUAUGACCCCUCCACCCUCUGAGAGUGUGUGUGUGAGAGAUCUGUGGAGCUGUAGCUGAACUAUAACGCUCUUCAGUCUGGUACACAAGGAGGCCCACCAAGCACUUCCGACACUUCCUGUCCCCACACACUUGUGCAUGUACCCACCCACACACGCCAGUGGCAAGGGGAGGGGCAUACCAAAAUAUGAGGUGUUCCUUACUACAGAGAAGACUGAGGCGUUUUCUUUUUUGUUUUCUUUUCAUUCGUUUUAUUUGGUACAAAAACGUAUGGAACAUAGAUUUGCCUGGUUUCUAAUGAGGUGGUUUAUCAAAGCACUUAGCAGGAGCCUCCCCAGCUUCUCCUUCAAUGCCAACCAAUCAGAAGAGUGGAGAAGCGACUGAAAACAAAGACAAAAGCAAUCUAACAUGGCUUCUCCGUGCUCUGUGUGAAGUGUAAAUUUGGAUGUGAAAACGAUAAUCCCUUUUUUUAUAUAUAUAUAUAUAUAUCCUUCCCUCAGAAUGUGGGACCUGGUAGGAUACAAAAUGGUAGCAAAGUGAAGGGAAAAAGACAAUGUCAGAACAGACUUUACCUGAGUGGAGGAUUUUGGAGCAAGAACUCCUCUUAUCUCUUUGUCCUCUCAACUAUAUCAUAGUAAAUAUCACUGUUACAUUACUCUGAAAUACGUUAGCCUUGGUAUCUGGAGAUUAGGCUUGAAGCCUUCACGAUCACCAGGGAGAAUUGCCAUUUCUCUCUCUUACUCUCUCUUUUCUCUCUCGGAGGCCCUGCCAACCCGUAUGAGUGUGGCCAUUGAGUGCCUGCCUGCUGCCGAGCUCCCGGAGCCCCCCAGCCAGGGCUCUGCAGCAGCUCUCACCCCCACCCUCUACCUCCCUGGGGAGAAGCUCAGACUGGCUCCCCCCCUGCCCUGUGCCCUUCCUGGGCCUCCUGGCCAAGAGCAGCUCCAUCACAACUGGUCCACUCCUGUUACUAACUUCUACUAUUACUACUACUGCUACUGCGCCAGCCUCUGUCAUCAGCAACCUCCACUCCACACUCUCCCCCUUUUCUAUCUCCCAUGCAAGGAUCACUUUACCCAGAGGGAGGUUUGAUUUGGUUGUUCUUGUUUUUUUGUUUUGAUUUUUUUUUCCUUUCCUUAGGGUCAACCUCGCUGUUAUCGUUGAUGAUGUGUUCAUGUUUUAUAGUGACAAUGAUGAUAAGGAUGUAUGGCUGUUGAUGGCGUUGUUUAAAUGCAGUGUUUAUCUGCCCUCCUGCCCCUCUCUCUUCCUGGCCUCUCCCAGGUGGAGGCUCACCUCAGCAACUUCUACGGAGAACCUCUCGCUAAUGGUGAGGGCUCCGCGUUCAGUGCGGUCGAGGCCGUUGUACUUAAGACCCAGGAGGAGGUUGGAGAUAUGCAGGUUAACCAUCAGUUGAGGGAAGGCUCCUGCUAUUGCCCCUGCUAUUGCCCCUGCUGCCUCCUCCUCUCUCAGCCUGCUCUCUACCCUUCGGUGGGGUAUCCCCCCUUCCCCUGUCUCUCGUACCGUGGGCUCUCCACAUCACCACUUUUUUCUGUACCAACUACACACACCGACGCAGCCUGCCGUUUCUAUGCAAAGUCAAGGAGGUGUGUCUUCAGAGCCAUCUACUAUCAACUACACACACUCACACAUUAUGCUGACUGUCUACCCCCCUACCUACCUACCUACCUACCUAGCCAGCCAUCCAGGCCUCUGGCGAUUAACCAAGCAGAGACUGAUGGUCUCUGAUGUCCUUUAAACCGGUGGGUGAAGAGCGUCAGCAGUCGCCUUCCUGUGAGCUUAGGGUGUGUGUGUGUGCGUUCUGUCUCCUUGGUGUUCAGAACGGCGCUAGCAGCCUGAGGAGCUUCGAGGUAACACUACAGACUUAAGGUGUAAGUGAGCAAGCACUGUGCCACAACAAACACCACAACAAAAAAGUAUCCUCUUCAGAAGAAUUGUUCAGAUCAUUUCAGCUGUGCCCCCUCAAAGCAGAGCUGGUGCCCUGCACUCAAACAGCCCCCCCUCAAACACACGCACUUAACUGGGGCUCUGUGGGCUGCCAUCGGGGGUCGCUGGAUCCACCGUGUUGAUUUCCUUUCUGAGCUCCAAUCUGAAAGGGGCACCACGGACCAGAACAUUUCCACAGAACCAGAUCAGGGUUCAGGUGGGCCCAUCGCAUCAGCAGGGCCGGCGACACCAUCUCAGUCUGGUACGCAAGUCUUAAAAGGGGGAAGGUCCUCUUCCAGAGUCAUUUUGGACUCACUUGACAUUAGCAACAAUCACUAAUUGCCUGUUUCUGAAAACCUGCAUUUUUUACUCCACACUGGUUGUCCACGGGAUACGGGGGCAGGUGGGUGGAGAGGUGGGGCUGGGGUGGGUGAACUCUCAGAGGCGCCCCAGGAUUCGCGCAGCACCAGCACUGAGAGGCCACCCCACCCCCACUGCUUGUGUCUAGUAUUGUAAAUCAUAGGCUCUCCCUUUUUAAAGUGCAUGGGCUCAAAUGCUACUGGAGUUCUAGCAAAGUAUGCUUCUCAAUCAUGGAACAACAGAGGGAGGCUCAGGGGCAGGUAUCCCUAAAGAGUCGAGACAAAAUCAUCUUUCUUAAGGGCCUGGGUUGAAUAUGCACAUGCUAGUUCAUAUACAGGUAUAUACUCUAAAAUACAUAAUGUGUGUUUAUAUGUGUAUAUGGCUAGGUUUCUCUCUUUCCACUUAUCCUAAGCCCAAUCUCUCCCUGCCCCUAGUUUCAGCCUUCCUCUGUGCAUCCUUCUCUGCGUAUUUCCCAGAAGAUUGAAGAUCAUAAACAUAUCAGAGUAAUACAAAAAUAAAAAAACACGAAUACUUGAAUCAAAGGAAGCGCCAAUAAUGUAAUGUGAACACUUUUUUUAAUGGUUUUGUCUCAUUCAUACACUUCAGAGAUUUUUGAUAACAUCUGUUCAAAGUCAACUAAAUUUGAGAUAUGAGCAUUGUUGAAAACAGAUUGGUGUGUUAAAAAGAAAAAGAAAAACAAGAAAAAUGGCAUCUGUUGUAUUUUGAGUGUUUGCACAAGGUUGCGUGUAUUGUGUUGUGUGGAUGGAUGAAUGUCUGUUUGAGAAGAGUUUCAAUGCGAGGUUAAAACGGUUGUGAGCUUGUGAUUUACUGCGGAAUAGAGAUUCUGCUGUAUUUCUCAUUUGACUUCAAUUCAGUAUAUUAGUUUUCUGUUGAUGUCCUUUUUUUUAAUGCUUGUCAAAAGUAUAUUCUGAUGUUUCUUGUUGUUAGUCUCUAGCGUUGCACUGAGUGUCAGCCUCCCCCCUCAUCCAGCUGAUGGAACUAGGUGAGACAAGAGUACUGAGGGGUGAUGGGGACAGUUCAUGUGUACAUGUUUACUCAAGGACUAAAAAUAACAGUGUGUUUUAAUCUGUAAUAUGUUUAUCUACCUUAUAGUGGCUUUCAUUGUGGAAUAAUCCAAGAAAAACAAUGGAUUAUGAUUGAGUAUUGCACCAUUUUCAGAUUAUAAACAGAAAAUGUAUACAAAAGCAACAAAAAAAAACUAAAAGUAAAUAAAAAAAGC